This is a messenger RNA of Penicillium samsonianum, 1521 nucleotides long. RefSeq lists its product as uncharacterized. The record is from RefSeq and is a predicted model, not a curated record. The transcript has a single exon. NCBI's taxonomy places the organism in Eukaryota, Fungi, Ascomycota, Eurotiomycetes, Eurotiales, Aspergillaceae. The coding region runs from base 1 to 1521 and encodes 506 amino acids.
AUGGACGCGCCCCGACGGUCCAUGGACUCUAAGGCGGCGGCGCCUAUCCGGGCCUCCUCGCCAUCGCCAUCUAUUCCAGCAACGCCAGCUAUCUCCUCAUAUUCCUCCCCAGACCGCACAUUUUCCUCCGAGUCCUCCCGCUCCACCUCCUCCGCCACCUCCGCAGAUGCCAGAUCGUCUGUGUCAACAUCCUCCCGCCGGCAUGGAUAUACCCGUGCAUUGGGUGCGGAGUUCUCGGACUCAGCCCGCCACCGCGACAGCGUCAUGAGUCUCGGCAGUAUCGCCCACCUACAAUACUAUUUUGCCCGAACAGGCUUACUGGACGGGAAGAGCGGGAGGGGCCGCGAGUGGGAAAAGGACAAGAGGAACAGGCAUAAUGUGCCACGAGUCCUGAUCACCCCCAAUCAACGACACAUGGAUGAUGACCUGGUCGCGAGCCCGUCAGAUAUGGCAGACCAGGCGGAGGAUGAAUUUGAGGACGAGGACGCAGAGGUGAUGCUGCCACCUACAGUCAGCACAUACAGCAUCAAAACGCACCACAUCCCCCCUCCGCCAGAUCUGAUUUUCUUGCGCCGGCAGCUUACGCUCGCGCUAGAUAAGGCAGAGACUAAUAUCGAGGCAAUUGAAAAUGGCGCGGAGCCUCCUCCCCGCCCAAUCAUCCGAUCGAGUCUUUCUCCAGGUGAUAUCACCGAGGCAAACGAGGAUGAUCAAACCGGGCAGGCCCCGACCCCAAUGAAUAAGGAAGAGGCGCAAGGCAUGUGCAUCCUGGACGAUGUUACAAACGCAAUUCGUGCAGCCAAGAUCUACUAUACCACGCACGAGAACCCAGAGCGCUUAGCAUCAAUAAAGAGCGAACGGGAGAUCCGCAAGGAACUUUUCGACGUUCUGGAAGUUCUGAAGCGGUGGGCUGCACGGCAUUUUGCCAGCGGUCUGCGCGAGGAGGAACGUGGACGGAUUCAGGGGUGGAUCGCGGCUGUGCGCACCAUGCUAGUCCGCGAGAAAACGCUGGAAGACCUCGAAGCCCAAGAGCGGCAGAACUGGGACUGGGCCGCUGGCGAUUGGAGAGGUCGUGAGCGCUCACGCGAGGAGUCCUUCCUACGCAGUCUGUUGCCUGGCGGUGACUCCUUGCCGACUUGGACACCGGUUGAGGAGACUCCCGGUGACUCCCUUCCCACCGCGUUUCUUGAUAGGUUCCGGGACGGCCGUGCCCUGGUUCAGUUACACAACCUUGCGAUCAAGAAGUCGAAACGCCAAUUCGGCGAGAUCACGGCUUACCACUUGGACAUUGCCAAGCCGUACCGGCAGACUGAGAAUCUUCAGUUCUGGGUAAAAGCUGCACAACUCCGGUGGGAGCUCCGGCUGGAUGUUGAUGUUAUGGGGGUUGUACAGAAUAGUGGCACUACCGCUUGGAAGCGGUUCGAUACUGCACUGCUGGCUUGGUGCAAAACUGUUCGUGAAGAACUGGUGCGCGAUUGGCAGGCGGCUAACCCUGGGCGACCUCCGAGUGCUGGGUUGAUUUGA